AUGAAAAGUCUGGUAAUUGAUGAAAAUGAACUUGAAAAUCCGAUUGAUACAAUCUUCAAAAAUGCCAUCGAUGCCAUUAAUAAAGAGCUUGAUGAAUAUAAAAAACUUCUUAUUGCCUUUAACGAUGGAGCUACAAGGUCUGAAUUAUUCAAGACGCCGGCCUUUCGUCGAGUUGUUUAUAAAGAAAAUUUGUCGCCCAGUUCGAUUUGUCAGCCUUUGUUUAACAUUGCAUUGAAUGCUGAUUAUAUAAAGAAUAAUAGGGAUAUUGUCAUGAAACAUAUAACGCCUUUUGUGAUUAGAGAAAUUUGUGCUUUGACUAGAAAGGAUGCUAUUGACAUUCAUGUAUAUAUGGAGAACAUUAUGGAUUAUUUCACAACCAAACUUAAACGGCAACAAAUUGUUUCGUUUUUAAGUCGACGAGGAAUAGAAAAUCCACACCAAUUUCUCAACAAUCUUCUUCAUUUUGCUUCGAGUGGUCAAACUUUGAAGGUCUAUGACCAAAAUUCGGAAUAUCGGUUUAUUUGUUUUAAAAAUGUUUAUUUUAUUUUUUGUAGUGUGCGUCGUUCAAAUUAUGUUGGUGAUUUCUUUCCUGAAGAUGAUGAUGUUUUGGUUUUAAAUAGUAAUGUUGAUGUUGAAGUUCUUGGUCAAAGUAAUAGUAAUAAUCGACGUCCUCAAAGCAAUCAUCAAAGUCCUGUUUCUAUGGAAAUACCCAAUAAUAAUGCUUCACCGUUAGUUGUUUUCUGCUAUUUUUAUAGUGGUAGUCUUGUAAUUUAA
Meloidogyne enterolobii is the source of this 774-nucleotide messenger RNA. NCBI's taxonomy places the organism in Eukaryota, Metazoa, Nematoda, Chromadorea, Rhabditida, Meloidogynidae. The record is from the annotation of a GenBank genome assembly.